GUGAAUCCUCUUGCCUCUCCUUUCUUCUCUUCGUCUCGUAUGUCAGCAGCAGGCGAGCAUUAGCGAGAGACUCGGGCAGCUCCCCUUUCGCCCCCCACUUCUCAUUCGGUCCUUCUCAGCUGCACGCCCAAGCACCGCACAUUCCGCACCAUGGCUGCCACGGACGUGGACGUGUUUUCGAAUGAAGAGAAACGCAGCCUCAAUCUGGGCGGCCAUGUUGGAUUCGACAGCCUCCCCGACCAACUGGUCAGCAAAUCGGUCACGCAGGGUUUUUGCUUUAACAUCCUCUGUGUAGGGGAGACGGGCAUCGGCAAGUCGACGCUAAUGAACACGCUCUUCAACACCAUGUUUGAGAAUGAGGAGGCCAGCCACUACCAGAACGGUGUCUACCUGCGUCCGCGGACGUACGACCUGCAGGAGAGCAACGUCCACCUCAAACUCACCAUUGUGGACACCGUCGGCUUCGGCGACCAGAUCAACAAAGACGACAGUUACAAGCCCAUCGUGGACUACAUCGACACUCAGUUUGAAAACUACCUGCAGGAAGAGCUGAAGAUUAAGCGCUCGCUGUUCAACUACCACGACACCAGGAUCCACAUCUGCCUCUACUUCAUCGCCCCGACGGGACACUCGCUUAAGUCCCUGGACCUGGUGACGAUGAAGAAACUAGACAGCAAGGUCAGCAUCAUUCCCAUCAUUGCCAAAGCUGAUACGAUCUCCAAGAGCGAACUCCACAAAUUCAAAAUCAAGAUUAUGAGCGAGCUGGUGAGCAACGGCGUCCAGAUAUAUCAAUUCCCAACAGACGACGAAGCCGUCAGCGAGAUCAACUCCUCCAUGAACGCUCAUCUGCCCUUUGCCGUGGUGGGAAGCGUGGAAGAAGUUAAAGUUGGGAACAAGACGGUGAGGGCCAGACAGUACCCCUGGGGUGUCGUGCAAGUGGAGAACGAGAGCCACUGCGACUUCGUCAAGCUGCGGGAGAUGCUCAUUCGAGUCAACAUGGAGGAUUUGAGGGAGCAGACGCACGCCCGCCACUACGAGCUCUACCGACGCUGCAAGCUGGAAGAGAUGGGCUUUAAAGACACCGAUCCAGACAGCCAGCCCUUCAGUCUUCAGGAGACUUACGAAGCCAAGAGGAAAGAGUUCUUGGGAGACCUGCAGCGUAAAGAGGAAGAAAUGCGACAAAUGUUUGUCAACAAAGUCAAGGAGACGGAAGCAGAGCUGAAAGAGAAAGAGAGAGAGCUUCACGACAAGUUUGAGCAGCUGAAGCGCAUGCACCAGGAGGAGAAGAGGAAAGUGGAGGAGAAGCGGCGGGACCUGGAGGAGGAGAUGAACGCCUUCAACAGGAAGAAGGUCGCCGCCGAGACACUCUCCCUAUCCCAGCCUCUCAAGAAAGACAAGGAUAAGAAAAAUUAAUUUAUGGCCGCCGUUUUCCCCUCCCCACACAUGACCACGGAUUUGUCCUCCAUCACAACAGCAACGACGACGCCAAUACCAUGUUUAUUUGUGUUCUGACAUUCCAUCUUGACAUUGUGCACAUGGACCGAUGAUGAUGAAGCCGUGGUGACGCAUGGUGAGAGUGUUCACUUUGACAACAAUGGCCAUCAUUUAUUCAGGAUUUCCCCCUCUUUGUUAUUAUUAUUAUUUUUGGACACUUUAUAUGAAUAUUUUGUGAUUUCUUUGUUUUUUUUUUGUUUUCUUUUAAUCAACACACCAGAGAUUCAAAUCAACUCGUGAACAGCUUCAGGCUGUUUGGUACUGCAGUGGUAGGUCUUUAACAAUGUAGAGAGGUGUGCUUAUUCUAAUAAUUAUUAUCGUUAUUUUCAUAUUAGUUCAGUGUAUGUGAAUAUUGUGAAAGCUUACUCAACCUACUAUGCAAAAAGGUCUUGGGAGUAUUAUAUUGUAACAAGUCCAUGAGCAAUAUAACAGAAACAUUAUUGUAAACAAUAGAGGAAGGCAGUAGAGACACACACACGCACACACACAUUCAGGAAAACCUCAAAGCCUCAGCUUGCCUAAGAACGAGAGCAGCUGUGUUUACUGUUGUUGGAAAUAAAUGCAAACAUUAAACUUCCCCGCCUUUCC
Molecule: messenger RNA, 2082 nt
Organism: Hippocampus comes (tiger tail seahorse)
Lineage: Eukaryota; Metazoa; Chordata; Actinopteri; Syngnathiformes; Syngnathidae
Gene: septin8a
Product: septin 8a
Exons: 10
Coding region: 151-1413 (420 amino acids)
Molecular function (GO): GTP binding
Source: RefSeq, a predicted model, not a curated record